This is a messenger RNA of Gastrolobium bilobum, 2363 nucleotides long. RefSeq names its product serine carboxypeptidase-like 11. The record is from RefSeq and is a predicted model, not a curated record. Gene Ontology annotation, biological process: secondary metabolic process; proteolysis. Gene Ontology annotation, molecular function: serine-type carboxypeptidase activity; acyltransferase activity, transferring groups other than amino-acyl groups. Bases 400 to 1845 code for a protein of 481 amino acids. The transcript is spliced from 14 exons. NCBI's taxonomy places the organism in Eukaryota, Viridiplantae, Streptophyta, Magnoliopsida, Fabales, Fabaceae.
UAGAAAUAUAAUCGCUCUCUUAUCGUGUUUUAGUAUAUGCCAUUAUUGUAGUCGACACUGACAAAGUGACAGGUUCAACUCGAUCCUCGUGCAUUCGUGUUCAACUCUCGCGCGCGAUAAAACCAGCGACCUUCCCAACAAGUCUAAUAACGGAUUCUUUUUAAGUGUUCCGGCACUGUACACCUGGGUGGUCUCCUUUUCUACAUAAGUAAAAAUUUAUUUCAUUUCGAUCCAAUUAUUUUUCUUAUUUCCCUUUCAGUCUUCACUUUUUAUCUUUUUUUGGUAAAGGAGAAUGUGCUCGUGCUCAACCGAAAAUUUUUUCGUUAACAACAACCACAACAACAUGAUAUGUUGAUAUAAAUUCAGAGAUACAGAACACAAGAAAGUGAAUAUUGCAGGAUGGAUAUAAUUUCAAAUUGUUAUCGCUAUUGUCAGAUUCUACUUGCUUUUGCAAUUUUCUUACAGAUAUUUUCUCAGCUUGAAGCCUCUCGCUCAAAGGUGGAACUGCUUCCUGGCUUUCAAGGACCUCUUCCCUUUGAACUCGAAACUGGGUAUGUGGGAUUAGGGGAAAGAGAUGACGACAUGCAAGUGUUCUACUACUUUAUUAAGUCAGAGAACAACCCUGAGAAAGACCCUCUUAUGCUUUGGCUAACUGGUGGCCCUGGCUGCUCUUCAUUUUCUGGUCUUGCCUUUCAAAUAGGUCCACUUGCAUUUAAAACUGAGGAGUACAAAGGUAGCCUUCCUAAUUUGGUCUUGAGACCACAGUCCUGGACAAAGGUAUGUAGCAUUAUUUUUGUAGAUUUGCCACUUGGAACUGGAUUCUCUUAUGCCAAAAAUAUCACUGCUCAUCGAAGUGACUGGAAAUCAGUUCACCAUACACAUCAAUUUCUUAGGAAGUGGCUGAUUGAUCACUCGGAAUUUCUUUCAAAUAAAUUCUACGUUGGAGCUGAUUCAUACUCUGGCAUUCCUGCCCCCGCUAUUGUUCAAGAAAUUUCAAAUGCAAAUGAAAAAGGUCUCCGGCCAUGGAUAAAUCUCCAGGGAUAUCUACUAGGGAACCCCAUAACAACACUAAGAGAGAAAAAUUAUCAAAUCCCAUUUGCCCAUGGAAUGGGACUUAUUUCUGAUGAACUCUAUGAGUCACUGCAGAGAAAUUGUAAAGGAGAAUAUGAAGAUAUAGAUUCCGAAUUGUGUUUAAUAGAUUACCGCUCUUUUGAGGAGUGCCUUUCAGGAAUUAAUAUGUUUAACAUUUUGGAUAGCUAUUGCAUAGAUGAUGAUGCACUUAAGGAUCAUGAAGAAGCUCUGUGGAGGAGAUCUCUGACUAAGAAGUUGAAGGCCUCUCUUAGUCCUCAUCUCACUGUGCCAGAAUUAAGCUGCCAAAUUUAUGGUUUUUUCCUUGCCACUCAAUGGGCCAAUGAUGAAAGUGUUCGCAGGUCACUGCAUAUUCAAGAGGGAACUAUAGGGAAAUGGCAACGUUGUUACACUACUGAUUUUGAUCAUGACAUUUCUAGUAGCUUUGAGUUUCAUGUAAAUCUCAGUGCAAAAGGGUACCGCUCCUUGAUAUACAGUGGGGAUCAUGAUGUAGUUGUUCCGUUCAUUGCAACCCAAGCGUGGAUAAGGGAUCUAAACUACUCCAUUGUGGAUGAUUGGAGGCCAUGGCUUGUUAAUGGCCAAGUUGCAGGAUAUACAAGGACUUACUCGAAUCAAAUGACAUUUGCAACUGUGAAGGAAAGAGGCAAAGGUUGGGAGAAAAGAAAGCAGAAAAAGACAAAAAGGACAAAAGGCAAAAUAAGAAGCAAAAAAGCAACUGUACUAGCGUUCUCUUUUGAAAAGGCAACCUGCAACUGAAAAGGUAACUUGCAUCUGAGAGACAUGUCAGGCAGAAGGUGGCACGACAUUUUGUGGCAGUGCAAUGCAAAAAUUUCAAAAAAAACAAGAAAAAAAGCUUAGAAGAAUGUUUUAGGGUUGAGCUGUCAAAGAACACAUCCCUGAUUGGAGAGCAUAAACAUAAUCUGGACCAUUAAUCAAUCAAGGGAUGAGAUCAACUUGAGGAGAACACAUCAUCUAUAAAUAUUGAAGGAGACAUGACCUUCAGAAGCUUUUUGGCAACAUCAAGAAAGGACUCAUCGUCCUCCUUAGUGUUCUUCACUUUGUUCUUUGUUUUUCUGUUUUUAUUUUCCUUUUGUAACUAGAUUUUCAUUAUGCUCUUAGUAUAAGCUAAAUCUUUUCAGGGCCCGUUUGGAUGAGGUUUUGAAAAAAAGACUUUUUAUGAGUUACUUUUUUUAAAGCCAAAGUUAUUUUGUGUUUGGAUAUAAUAUUUAAAAAGUGCUUUUAAAUAAAAAUAUCAUUUGAAUGUUAAAAUAAAA